Molecule: messenger RNA, 1464 nt
Organism: Ilex paraguariensis (yerba mate)
Lineage: Eukaryota; Viridiplantae; Streptophyta; Magnoliopsida; Aquifoliales; Aquifoliaceae
Source: the annotation of a GenBank genome assembly
GGCAGAGAAAGGGAGGUUGAGUUUGGUACACAUACUAUUAAGUCUCAUGGAGCCCAUGUUGCAAGGAUUCAUAUCCAUGAUUGGCUUAUAUUGCUGCUCCUUGUAGUCAUAGAGAUCGUUUUAAACAUCAUACAUCCCUUUUAUUGCUUUGUUGGGGAGCAUAUGAUGUCAGACCUUAAGUAUCCCAUGAAGGAAAAUACGGUGCCUUUCUGGGCUGUUCCUAUGUAUGCAGCUUUGUUGCCAAUUGCAAUUUUUCUUGUAUUCUAUCUUCGAAGGAAGGAUGUCUAUGAUCUGCAUCACAGCAUACUAGGCCUUUUAUUUGCUGUGCUGAUAACCUGGUGCCUUACUGAUGCAAUAAAAAAUGCAGUUGGUUGGCCUCGACCUGACUUCUUUUGGCGUUGCUUUCCAGAUGGACAGGGUAAAUAUGAUAAGUGGGGAAACGUAAUAUGCCAUGGUAAAGAUAGUGAUAUAAAGGAAGGGCAUAAGAGUUUCCCAAGUGGUCAUACUUCAUGGUCCUUUGCAGGUCUAAGUUUUCUAUCACUGUACUUAUCAGGCAAAAUAAAAGCUUUUGAUCGCAGGGGGUACAUUGCAAAACUAUGCAUUGUUUUUCUUCCUCUCCUCCUUGCAUCUCUUGUUGGUGUUUCUCGGUUGGAUGACUAUAAGCAUCAUUGGCAAGAUGUAUUUGCAGGAGGUCUUCUAGGACUAGUUGUCUCGACAUUUUGCUACUUGCAGUUUUUCCCACCUCCAUAUCACAAUGAAGGAUGGGGGCCUUGUGCAUAUUUCCGAGCAUUAGAGGAAUCAGGCGUCAACUCACAAUUAGCCAGUCCUGAGAAUGGUCUCGAUAUGCAAGUGAUGGAGAUUACAGUAGACUACACACUCGCAGUUUGCCUUUUUGGUGACCACUCCCAUGAAAAUGUGGAUGGGAUCAUUCGUAAAGUACCAAAAAUGGUUGUCAAUGCCCAUCAAACAGAGGCGGACUCAACCGAAGAACUCGAACCCCUCUUUGAUUACAGUCGCGUUCAGCCUAUCGAUCUUGUCUGCCUUGACGAUGACUGUUCCGAUUCAUCCCCAGCUUAUGCUCCAAAAAGAAGGAAAAUCCCCGAUUCUGCAGUUGGAAAGGAAGUAAAGAAUGGGAAUGCUAUAGAGAUUGUUGAUUGUGAAGACAAAGAAGAGGAGGAUUGGUUGCCUCCUCCUCCCAAGGUUUUAGAUGAAUCAAAGAAGCUUUUAGAGGGUUCAACCAUAAAGGAGAUGAGAUUAAAGAAACAGGAACUGGUAUCAUUUGCCCAAUCAGCUGAAGACAUGUUGCGAACUGUUGAAGAGUCUAUUAAAAGAAAUCUUAGUUCCUCAAUGCAAUCUUGUUUAGAAAGUGUUGCAGAGCAGCCAUCAAAGUCUUCCUGUGAAAGAGCUAAAAUAGUUAUUUCUAUCCAGGACAAGGAUGAACUCAAGCAAUUUCGGGUAUACAUG